AUGCUUUCGCGAGCUAAUUUAACACGAGGUCAUUAUGUUUUUAAAAAAGAAUUAAAUUUUGCCAAAGGAGGAAUCUUCACAGCUGGAAAGAUAGUAUCAAUUGAUGACGUUAUUGCAACCGUUAAUUAUGAUAAAAAAAUACGCCCUUAUCAUGAGAACGAGCCAGUCAACAUUACUACACAAAUACAUAUAGUAUCUCUGGGACCAAUAGAUGAAAGAACGUUCACCUACGAGAUUGGAUAUUACCAUCGGCAGUGGUGGAAUGACCCAAGAUUAAAAUUUAACGGCUCAUCAAUUACACACAAUUUUCCUCCGGAAGAACAAAUAUGGAUCCCAGAUCCCGCCGUGGUCAAUGUGAGACAAUUCACACGCUUUAGAACAUCAGUUCGAACAGUGAUAUCACCGCAAGGAAAUGUCUACGUUUCCCAAAAGACUAAAGCUGUUUGUUCCUGCGUUAUGGAUCUUAGAAUGUUUCCGAUGGACACACAGAAGUGUCCCUUCAUUAUUGAAAGCUUCGCGUUUAAUGCUGGCAGUUUGCAACUCUUUCUGCACGCAUCCCCUGUUACAUACAACAACGAAGAUGUUGAAUUAUCCGGUUAUGAACUUCUCGAUAUCACAGCAGAAAAAUUAUUACCACAAUAUCAACUUGUUGGAAGUAAGACAUCUGCGUUUGUUAUCUCCACGACAUUGCUACAACUAGAUAUUUUAAAUGAUUCUGAAUAUUAUGACAAUCUGGUUUAUACAUUUGUUGUGAAGAGAACGCUUACCUACUACCUCUUUCGAGCUUACGCUCCAACUGUUGUGCUAAUGAUGUUUAACUUCGGCUCUUACUGGCUUCCACCAUCUGCAGUACCAGCCCGUAUCACACUGAUUGUGACUACAGUUCUUACAAACGUUGUCAUUCUACAAAGUGCGACAGAGCAAACAGUUAAAGUGAAAUACGUGACGCCCAUGCAACUCUUCCUGAUUGUCAAUAUACUGUUUAUACUCUUUUCCAUAGUUGAAUAUGUAUUUGUGAUUAAUUUCCACCGAGUUGGAUAUAAGGAAAAGAAAGAAAAAUUUGAUUCCGAUAAGAUUGUACUAAAUUCUUACGUCUUGAAAAACCACGAACAUGCCAACCAAAGAAAGUUAUCAAUCGGACCAACGAAAUAUGAUGGCAAACAGAAAAACUUGAAGAAAAGCAAAAUAGACAAUUGCUUCAAAAAUAAGUCAGCCUCCAAGGUGGGUUUUAUAGGUCUUAUCGGCUCAGAACUCUUGACGGCGUUCCGAUAUGUCCAGUGUUGCUUGCCGCCAAGAAACACGGCACCUAAACAUGUAAAAAAGCUCGAAAGAAAUUUCAAGAAGCAUUAA
Molecule: messenger RNA, 1350 nt
Organism: Hydractinia symbiolongicarpus
Lineage: Eukaryota; Metazoa; Cnidaria; Hydrozoa; Anthoathecata; Hydractiniidae
Product: gamma-aminobutyric acid receptor subunit rho-3-like
Exons: 10
Coding region: 1-1350 (449 amino acids)
Biological process (GO): chemical synaptic transmission; regulation of membrane potential; monoatomic ion transmembrane transport
Cellular component (GO): synapse; neuron projection; membrane
Molecular function (GO): transmembrane signaling receptor activity; extracellular ligand-gated monoatomic ion channel activity; neurotransmitter receptor activity
Source: RefSeq, a predicted model, not a curated record